AUGAGAGCAAUACUCGAAUCUCACUGUUUUCAUGUUUUCUCUAUAUUGCUACUGUUGCUAUGCAGUUUUUCAUCAGCGUUUGUUCCACUGUCUCUCCCGAUGCGAACACCUCGAGCGGUUCGUCUUCAAGUCAUGACGGAACCGCCGCGGGGCGGAACGAGUCGUACCGAGGCCAAGGAAGAUAAAGAUGACGACCCCAAGGCACUGUCGCCGGAAUCGGACUACCUCCUACAAACAGAAGACUUCACGCGACAAUGGAAGAAACCAGAACAACACAGUCUUGAAGUCCCUAGAGUACGUCAUACGGUUUUGAGUGAAAGGGAUUACCAUCGGUUGGAAGCGAUUAUUUUUCAGGACGACGCUACGGAAGGCAGCGAAGAAGCAACAGUGCUUCAACGCCGGGUUAGCCUACCCAACAUCCCUAUUCCACCCCGACUUGCUCGUCCAGGUGUCGCCUGGCAACAUCAUCACCACGCAACGGUCAAUCUUGUUCGACAGCACCGCAACCAAAAGCACGAUGGCCCCAUUCAAUUCAUCACCAAUAUCAUCAAUCGACCACAGCUCGUUUCGACGUGCUCCGAAUGGAAGCGUCUCGAGAAACAUGCCGAAUAUAUCGGAACAACACAUCUCAAAGACUUGCUACAAGACAGGGAACGUUGUGACGAAAUGUAUGCAACCCAUGAUGGUGUCUAUCUCGACUACUCCCGGCAGCGUGUAACACUGGAAACAAUGAAGUUUUUGUACGCACUGGCCGAAAAGCAAAAUCUUAAAGGUCAAAUUGACAAAAUGGUGAAGGGCGACAAAAUCAACUUCACCGAAGAUCGGGCGGUCCUGCACACGGCACUGCGAGCCGAACGUGCGUUGACCGGUACUGUCAUGGUGGACGGUGUUGAUGUGAUUGCAGAAGUACACCAGGUGCUGGAUCAAGUCAAAGUCUUUACAGACGGUGUUCGAUCGGGGCAAAUUCGCGGGUACACCGGUAAGCGGCUCCGGAACAUUGUGUCCGUGGGCAUUGGCGGAUCGUACCUGGGCCCGGAAUUUUUACACGAGUGUCUUAAAACGGAGCCAGAAGGAAUCAAUUCUGCGUUGGGUUAUUCGUUGCGAUUUUUAAGCAACGUAGAUCCGGUAGAUGUUGAACGAACAUGUGCGGAUUUAGAUCCUGAAGAAACACUCGUGGUCGUUGUCAGCAAAACGUUUACCACUGCUGAAACCAUGCUCAAUGCCCGCACAAUGCGGCAAUGGCUGUGGGAUUUUAUGGGCAACGACAAGGAAGUGGUCAAGAAACAUAUGGUGGCGUGUGCAUCUGUUUCGGCAAUUGACAACGUUCGCAAAUUUGGAAUUGAUACCGACCGAUAUUUUUUCCGGUUUUGGGACUUUGUGGGUGGUCGGUAUAGUGUAUGCAGCGCAGCCGGUGCCGUUCCGAUAAGUCUGCUAUAUGGUUUCGACUUGUUUGAAAAGUUUCUUCAAGGUGCAAAUUCGAUGGACAAGCAUUUUCUGACAGCGCCUUAUGAUCGUAACAUUCCGGUUUUAAUGGGACUACUGGGCGUAUGGAAUAUGUCCUUUAUGAAUUACAAGGCUCGGACGACCUUGCCAUACGCGGAGGCUUUGCUUAAGCUACCGGCGCACAUUCAACAGCUGGACAUGGAAUCAAAUGGCAAAACCAUGACGAAACAUGGUCUGGAGGUAGACUACCCCGUGGGUGAAAUCGAUUUCGGAGAAGCUGGUACCAAUGGCCAGCACUCUUUCUAUCAGCUGCUGCAUAUGGGACAGACGGUUCCAUGUGACUUUAUUGGCUUUGUGCAGUCACAGCACGACUUUUGCCUGGACGGUGAGAAUUUAUCCUCACACGAUGAACUCAUGGCAAACUUUUUCGCUCAGCCGGAUGCCCUCGCUACGGGAAAGACAGCUGACGAAGUCCGCGCCGAAGGUGUUCCUCCAGGUCUGGUGGGUCACAAAGUUUUUAAAGGCAAUCGUCCGAGCCUUUCUCUGCUGCUUCCGAAACUGACGGCUUAUGCGUGUGGACAACUGCUAGCUAUUUACGAACAUCGCACAGCCGUCCAAGGAUUCAUGUGGGACAUUAAUUCUUUCGAUCAGUGGGGCGUCGAGCUUGGCAAGAAGCUUGCCAUCGAUGUCAAAGGCCAUUUGCUCAACGCCCGACGGAGUGAAGAAGAGGUCGAGACUUCUAAUCCGGCCACAACUAGGCUGCUCAACUAUUACGUGAACAAUUCUCGCAGAAUAUGUCAGGAGGCGCCCUAUAAUCCGAUAACUUCGGUGACACGGAAAACGCAUCGAGAGCACGCGUCUGCUCCGUUGCCACCCCUCCCGCACGAUCUAGGUGGACAGGAAGGCCGACUGACGUAA
Phaeodactylum tricornutum CCAP 1055/1 is the source of this 2361-nucleotide messenger RNA. RefSeq names its product isomerase glucose-6-phosphate isomerase. Bases 1 to 2361 code for a protein of 786 amino acids. The transcript is spliced from 2 exons. NCBI's taxonomy places the organism in Eukaryota, Bacillariophyta, Bacillariophyceae, Surirellales, Neidiaceae. Gene Ontology annotation, biological process: gluconeogenesis; glucose 6-phosphate metabolic process; glycolytic process. Gene Ontology annotation, molecular function: monosaccharide binding; glucose-6-phosphate isomerase activity; carbohydrate derivative binding. Gene Ontology annotation, cellular component: cytosol. The record is from RefSeq and is a predicted model, not a curated record.